Messenger RNA from Gracilinanus agilis (Agile Gracile Mouse Opossum), 807 nucleotides. It is a transcript of the gene ANKRD45, whose product is annotated as ankyrin repeat domain 45. Bases 1 to 807 code for a protein of 268 amino acids. Lineage: Eukaryota; Metazoa; Chordata; Mammalia; Didelphimorphia; Didelphidae. The record is from RefSeq and is a predicted model, not a curated record. The transcript has 5 exons. Gene Ontology annotation, molecular function: protein binding.
AUGGAGAAGCGGGGUGGGAGCAACGUGCCUAAAAGCAGACAGCGAACUAGCUCCAAGUGUCCCCAACAAUCGGUAUUACCGAAGAAAAUGGGUGCAAUAACAGAUAUGGAUCUUGGCAAGGAAUAUGAUUUAGAUCGAGAUUUCUCUUUGGAUUCCGAGGAAUUAGAUGGCAAAAAUCCUCUCCUUCAAACUAUUCUUUCAGGAGAUAUAGAGCAAUUAGAGAGGAUUUUUGAAGAUCCAGAAGAACCCCUUCACUCACGGGCCAUGAGUCUAAUCAUGAAAGAAGAUGCCGUUGGCAGGAACUUGUUGUUUACAGCAUGCAUCGCUGGGCAAAGUAAUGUGAUUAGAACAUUGGCAAAAUAUGGUGUGAACCUGAAUGAAAAAACAACUAGAGGUUAUACCCUCUUACACAGUGCUGCAGCCUGGGGCCGUCUGGACACUUUGAAAGUGCUAGUUGAUCUGGAAGUUGAUCUUGAUGUGCUGAACUUCCUUAAUGAAACAGCCCGAGAUAUUGCUUUACGGUACUCUAAGAUGGAGUGUGUUGAUUAUCUGGACUUUGCAGCUGCUCAACUGGCUUUGAAAAAGGCCAUUGCAAAGGUCCAAGGAAUGCUUUUAGAUCCAGAAAAGGGACAAGGAAAGUUGAGCAGGGAAGACAAGAAUUUACUCACCAGUGCCUGUCGUUCCAAAUCGGAGUGGCUUGAGCUCCAUCCAAAUGCAACUGUAGAAGAACUUGUGGAGCAAAAGCAGCAACUGGAAGACAUUGUGAAUCCUGUUUUUCUGAAAAUGACCACACCACGUAAGUAUUGA